AGUCAAUCAAGCGUGCAAGCGGCAAUAAAAAGCCCUCCACCCCUUUCAAUUGAACGAUCACCAUGGAUCCUUUACAACCCAAGCACUCACCUGCCCAUAUACAUGAACCCACUGACAAUUCAACACUUUCUGAAGUAGAAAGCCUAUCUGACUCUGAGUGGCUCGAUGUUGCCAGUGGCCGUGAGUCUGAUAGUGACUCGAUCUAUUCGUCCAGGGGGACAGAUCAAGGACGCACAUCUUCACGUUCGCGGUCAAGACGUUCAUCAUUUAGCUAUGGAAGCUCCAGAGACGGAGACGUCGAUGCCUGGGAAGGCUUAAUUGAAGACAGUGCCGACGAGGGGCUAGUACCCGAUACCGUCCGCCUAUCCGGCUCUCCACUCGCCUUCUUUACUACUCCGACUGAUGAUGAUGUCGGUGAUGUUACAGAAGAGCAGCGUGUCAAAGAGGGCCUAGAUCAGAGUAUGAUCAGUACUCUGAGCUCCUCUCGCUCAAGCUCGGUUCACGCAUCCACUGUGAUUACGUCGUCGCGCGAUUUGCGUCUAUCCUUCCCGGAUCCCAUUUUCAGUUCCCAUGAAGAGCUCUCCAGCACUUCAUCCGAGAACAUAUCAUCGCCUUCCUCUGAUGCCAUGUUCUCUGGCCCGGAUCCCGAUGUCACCGUGCAUAUCACGGACCCGGGAGGACCGGACCUGUCUCACGCGCCCGGGAGCUCUUCAAUCCCCAUAACCAUUGAUGAUGCAGUAUCCGCCUUACUCGACUCUGACCUAAAUAUUACACUUUAUGGGUUUCAUUAUCCGCAUAAAUGGUCGUUUGUGUCCACACUUCUCGAGAAGGCUGUUCGUGGUGCUCGUCUCACCAUUACCACACCUCUCGAGGAGAUGGACGGUCCUGUUCGACAACUCCGCAUCGAUGGUAGAACAGACAGGAGCUUGUUUUACCCUCGCAUCAUUACAGUGAUCGACCGGACUCAAGGUGGCAGGGAAGACCCAUUAGCCGAUUUUUCCACAGGUCACCCAAGUUUGGCUAUCGUUUUCCUUCCAUUUUCAUCUCUGCAGCUUCCAGAGCAUGCAGCGUAUCUUCCUGUACUUGUCCCUGCUCCUUGCGUCAUAGACAGUCUCCAGUCUGAGGAUGCAAUUCGCAAUUCCGCGCAGGAGGCGUGGGACCUCUUUAAUGUCCCCAGUGACAGGGUCCUUCGACUUAGCGAUACUGCUUCAUGCGUUGUGAAUGCUGAUGUGAUUGAAAGUCUUCCUCCAUAUCGAGCACAUCGUGCUUUCGAUCGCAUCUUCCUUCGUGGUAAGAAGAAGUCGGUCAAGCUCUCAACCAAUUCGCCGCAUACUUUCACAAUACUUACUAUGGUGUCGCUUGUGCUUGGCGUUAUGGUAGGAUCCACAUUCCGCGGUACUGCACCUGCAGUUACCCCUACCCCUGUCACCACUGCCAUGGCAUCGGCCGCUUCAACGCCAUUCCUUUGGGCACUCCUCUACCCUGUCAUCAAUCGCUCGCACGAAUCCAUUCCAGCAAAGACCGAGUCGACAGCAAUGUCGAUCCACUCUUCUCUGAAAGACUUCGCCAUGUCAGUAUUCAACCCAGACCCCACAUCGGUUUCUAUCUUCCAGGAGACAUCUACAUCUGGGUUCCGGAUCACAUCUUCCUUUUCGGAGAAGCUAAAGCUUUCCAAGGAUGUCAUCCUUCGUCCGACUUCUUCCCUCAUGUCUCUGGAAGGAAGCACCAAUUCACUAUCUGUCGUUCCUAGUAUGACAUCCUCAAAGGCCCAUGUGGCAGAGGCAGUGCCAACUCCGUCUUCGUCCGCACUCACGUCAUCUACUCUUGGCCUGAGUUUCUUGCAGGACUAUCUGCCCAAAUUUGUGGACACGCAUGCGCCUGCUGUCCUAGCUGCUGUCAAUGCUGACAUGCAAGAUAUCAUUGACGCUCUCGAUUCCCUCGUCCAAGCCAUUUCCCGACAAGCUCACGUCAUGAUUGCUCAAACUAAUGCGCUUAUCCAGUAUUCGACAGUGCAGUUUGAGCAAAGAGCUCCAGAAUUUGAGGCAAUCAUGGAUGCUUUUAACGCCCGUAAUGAGCAUGCACAGCGUCGUGCAAAGGAGCUCAAGGAUAACGGGGCGAAAUGGCUCCAUGAAGCUGGGGAAGCUCUAAUGAACCGUGCUUCACGUGCGAGAGGGAAAGCCAAGGAGAUCACGGAGGACAUGGAGCAGAUCUGGGCUGAGUCGAGAGAGAAAUGGGAGGUGUCUAAGAUGCGUGGCACACAGAGGCGCUCGGGGAGGGGGUCGAGGAGGGGUUGUAAUAAGGCGAAGAAUUGUCGGGGGGGUCGUUCAAAGAAGUGCACUGGCGGGUGGUUGACACAUGCUCACUACUAUUGAAAGCAUGUUAUGUCGCUGAUUUCAUUCACUCUAUGGUAUGCUGUAUGACGUGUACAUUAUGUAUGAAGAUUGAAUAUUGAUCUAUGAUUGAAUAA
Messenger RNA from Suillus discolor, 2467 nucleotides. RefSeq lists its product as uncharacterized. Bases 63 to 2372 code for a protein of 769 amino acids. The record is from RefSeq and is a predicted model, not a curated record. The transcript has 3 exons. NCBI's taxonomy places the organism in Eukaryota, Fungi, Basidiomycota, Agaricomycetes, Boletales, Suillaceae.